CAAACUCCCCCGGAGAGAGAGAGAGAGAGGAGGGAGAGAGAGAGAGAGGGAGAAUGGGGAGGGGCACGACGGAGAUGGAGGUGGGAGGGGACGGGGUCGCGGUGAUCAUCAUCAACAACCCUCCCGUGAAUGCUCUCUCCGUGGAUGUGUUAUUCAGCUUAAAGGAAAAUUAUGAACAAGCUAUCAAAAGAGAUGAUGUUAAGGCGAUUGUGCUCACAGGCGCAAAAGGGAGGUUUUCAGGAGGUUUUGAUAUCAAUGCAUUUCAAAAGGGAACGAGCAAGGAAGUGAAGCCUGGAUUCAUAUCAAUUGAUUUUCUCACGGACUCCGUAGAAGGUGCUAAUAAACCAUCGGUGGCGGCUAUAGACGGCCUUGCUCUCGGUGGUGGGCUAGAGGUUGCAAUGGCAUGCCAUGGGCGAAUUUGUACUUCUACUGCUCAACUUGGCCUGCCUGAACUUCAACUUGGGAUUAUUCCUGGAAUGGGAGGAACACAACGGCUUCCUCGUCUUGUUGGCCUGUCCAAAUCCCUUGAAAUGAUGCUGUUAUCGAAGCCUGUGAAAGGAGAGGAAGCUCAUUCUUUGGGUCUUGUUGAUGCCAUAGUUUCUCCUAAGGAAUUAGUGAAAGUUGCUCGUUCCUGGGCCUUGGAUAUUGCUGAGUAUAGAAGGCCAUGGGUUAGGAGUCUUUACAGAACUGACAAAUUAGAGCCCCUUGGGGAGGCUAAGGAAAUUCUCAAGUUUGCUCGACUUCAGGCUCAAAAACAAUCUACAAAUCUCGAACACCCCUUGGUUUGUAUUGAUUGCAUUGAAGAGGGUAUAGUCUCAGGACCUCGUGCUGGACUUUGGAAGGAAGUGGAUUCUUCUAAGAUGCUUCAAUCCUCACAGACAAGUAAAAAUUUGGUUCAUUUCUUCUUUGCACAACGUGCAACUUCAAAGGUUUCAGGAGUUACAGACAUUGGCUUGGUGCCAAGAAAAGUGAGAAAAGUUGCUAUUGUUGGAGGAGGUCUAAUGGGAUCUGGAAUUGCAACUGCACUUAUACUGAGCAAAUACUCGGUAAUCCUAAAAGAAGUAAGUGAGAAGUUCUUACAGGCAGGGAUCGGCAGAGUUAGAGCCAACUUGCAAAGUCGGAUCAAGAAGGGGAAGAUGACCGAAGAAAGUUAUGAGAAGACCCUUUCAUUGCUCACUGGUGUUCUCGACUAUGAACAAUUUAGAGAUGUAGAUUUGGUCAUUGAGGCGGUCAUUGAGAAUGUCUCAUUGAAGCAGCAAAUUUUUGCUGAUCUGGAAAGAUAUUGCCCUCCCGCUUGCAUACUUGCUACAAAUACUUCAACUAUUGACCUAAACUUAGUUGGUGAGAAGACCACAUCCCAAGAUCGCAUUGUUGGUGCACAUUUCUUUAGCCCUGCCCACAUCAUGCCUCUUUUGGAGAUAGUUCGGACUCAAAGGACUUCUGCACAAGUUGUUCUGGACUUGUUGGAUGUGGCAAAGAAGAUCCACAAAACUCCCAUCGUUGUGGGGAACUGUACCGGCUUUGCUGUCAAUCGGAUGUUCUUUCCGUAUACACAAGCUGCUUUGUUACUCGUUGAUCGUGGCUUAGAUGUUUACCAGAUUGAUCGGGCAAUUACUCGAUUUGGAAUGCCAAUGGGGCCAUUCAGAUUGGCUGAUCUUGUUGGUUUUGGGGUUGCUGUGGCUACUGCUUUGCAAUACCUCCAAAGUUUCCCAGAGAGAUGUUACAAGUCAAUGCUAAUUCCGCUUAUGCUUGAGGAUAAAAGGAUAGGCGAGGCUGCUCGUAAGGGCUUCUAUCAGUAUGAUGAUAAGCGAAAGGCCAGCCCAGAUCCUGAAAUUAAGAAGUACGUCGAACAAUCAAGGAACAUGGCCGGUGGUAUCCAAGAUCCCAAGCUAAUGAAGUUAACUGACAAGGACAUUGUGGAGAUGGUAUUUUUCCCUGUUGUUAAUGAGGCAUGCCGAGUCCUCGAUGAGAGAAUCGCUCUGAAGGCAUCUGACCUCGACAUUGCUUCUAUAAUGGGGAUGGGUUUUCCCCAUUACAGGGGUGGCAUUAUGUUUUGGGCCGAUUCACUCGGAGCGAAUUAUGUAAGCAGUAGACUGGAGGAUUGGUCGAAAAUGUACGGAGAGUUCUUCAAGCCCUGUGCUUAUCUUGUAGAGAGGGCUAACAAAGGCGAAUCUCUAGGUGCGCAGGUUGAUCUGGCGAAAUCUCGGUUGUAGGAUAAGAAGCAUAAAACUCUUAUAUUUGAAGCUUGAUGAACAAAAAAUAAGCGAUACAUGCUGUGGGAUCGCAAUAAAUUCAUUUGAGGGAAAAAAAAAAAAAGGGAAAAGAUCGUAGACGGUAAAGUGUUUAUGAGUGUAAUUGCGGAACUAAGGUUCAUAAGAUAUCUUAUGUUAAAUUUAUCAUAAUAUGCGGAUUUCCGUCAUUAGGCGCGAAGGAACAAAGAAAAUAUUCAUUUGACCUGCCUCUGAGGAAAAGUUAAUGAAAAGUUUCAAGUUUCAUUUGAG
Messenger RNA from Ananas comosus (pineapple), 2501 nucleotides. RefSeq names its product glyoxysomal fatty acid beta-oxidation multifunctional protein MFP-a-like. Bases 54 to 2213 code for a protein of 719 amino acids. The transcript is spliced from 18 exons. The record is from RefSeq and is a predicted model, not a curated record. Gene Ontology annotation, molecular function: NAD+ binding; (3S)-3-hydroxyacyl-CoA dehydrogenase (NAD+) activity. NCBI's taxonomy places the organism in Eukaryota, Viridiplantae, Streptophyta, Magnoliopsida, Poales, Bromeliaceae. Gene Ontology annotation, biological process: fatty acid beta-oxidation. Gene Ontology annotation, cellular component: peroxisome.